AUACCAUAUCGCCACGCAAAAUAUCGCGAUACUAUGCUGUAUCGAUUUUUUCCCCCACCCCUAGUAUCCGCCCUGUGCUUGGCAUCUACUCCGAAAUGUAUUGGGUUCUUCCUUGGCCCGUGCUACACCCUUCCACCAAGUUUCAUGCAAAUCAGGCCAGCGCUGGCGGAGGUAACAAUUUCAUCAUGUGUGUACUGUGUAAUCAUGCACACAUACAAACACACACACACACACACACACACACAGUCACUGAUGCACUCCCAAACAUGAAAAUAAUGAAAUACAUAUCGCUCUCAGUGAUCGCUCUCAAGUCUUAUUGUGAGCUCAGGGUGAAUUAUAGCGGGGUUUCUUCUGUGUGUUCGCUGCGAGGAAAGAUGAGAAAGAUAAGGUGGAUAAUGAAAGCAACCAAGCGUCUUCUGUGCUGAGAUGGUAAACUAAUUGUUUAAUCAAUUUGGUGUCUAGAAAUCACUACCCGUCUCGCAGUGCAGCUUCAGGACCGACUCUGCAGUCAGCGUUCGUUUUUGGCAGGUUGUUGUGUGUUUAUUUUCAGGGGCAGAUUUGGCAGCAGGGAUGGCUUGACGUGCAUCUGUGUGUGUGUGUCUGCCAGGCUGAUUGUGGGAACCAAUCCAAGGUGGGCUGUUCUUCUGUUGUGGGAGGGGGGGGCAGCUGCCGACCCGUUGCCUACUCUGCCCUCAUGACAGAUGCGCCCUGCUGCUGUAGAGUUCCAGCCUCUGUAAUUUGAUUGCUGUGUCUUUGUAGCUGUUGUGUGUGUCUAUGAAGACGUGUGUGUCUGCAGACAAUAUCUUUCAUCAUUGACCGUCAUAAUGUUCGUGGUGCACCGGGAGGAGGGGGUAGUCAAUGAAAACGGCCAGGGCUCAAACGCAGUGUGUGCAUGCCAAAUGUAUUUGUGUGUGUGCUGGUGAACGUGCACAUGUGCAUGCAUUUUAAGCGACGUGGGUUUAAUUAAUGAUGUGUGUGUGUGUGUGUGUGUGUAUGUGUGUGUGUGUACGUGUGUGUGUGUGUGUGUGUGUGUGUGUGCGUGUGGGAGGCCUGUGGUUCUAUGCUUAUAGAGAUGGGGUGGGUAAUGGCAUGGAGCCAUGCUGCUCUCCUCCCCUCUCCUCUCUUAUCAGGCCAAAGAGAGAGAGAGGGAGGGAUGGACGAGAGGAGCAGAGUGGUAGGUGGAUGUGGUGGAGAGGUGGGGCAGUGUGCGAGGGGAGAGGGAAAUGCCAGCUGCAGUGGUAAGAAGGUAGAAAAAAAAGUGUAAGGUGGACAGUGUGUGUCUGUAUGUCUGUGAUGAGUGGGUGGAAGGUGGUGAGGCAUAAGGAAGAAAAAGGACAGAAGAAUAUAUAUGUACAUAUAUUAUGUUCUUUCACGCUUGGAAGUGGGGUUACAAACAGUGAAUAACAGCCACUUGAAAUGCACCGAGAUAAGGUUUUAAAAGCCAACUGAAUCAAAUUGGAAUCCUUUAAACUCAAUAUGAACUGAAUUUGUUUCUUUCUACUGACAUAGCUAAGAAAUAUGGGAAAGUUCAAAUGUUUUAACAGGUUGUGCAGAGCCAUACAGGAAGAGAGAGUGUAUCCAGGAGGAAACUGUCGAAAAUUGCACAAAACCAAACUGAGCUGCUUUUAACCUGAAAAGGUAAUUAUUUGGACUAGUGCCUUAAAAAGCUGCACUAAUCAAUAUUUGUAUACUUGCCACAGAUUAAAUGUCCAAAGAGUCACUCGUAGUGAUGAUGCUUUGUUUGGUCCCUCUCCAUAAAACUAAAGUGUCCCAACUAUUCAGUGAUUGGAGGAGUUGUUUAAAUAAUUAAAUAAUAAUCUAAUCCCUCUUAAAUUUUAGCUUAAGUUGAUAAACACAAAUUUAAAUUAUAGUGAAAAUGUAUAGUUAGAUUAUACUCUCAACAGCUUAACAAGCCUGAGUGGGUCCAUCUAAUGCAUAUGCGAAUGAGUGCAGAGCGCUGAUAAGUGAGAGAUAAAUCUCUCCUCUCUGCUAUCAGCACGUCCACACCGUCAGAGGUAUGGGGGUGUCUACAUGUCGGAGCAUGUGACACCUUCAGGGAAGGGAAAGAAGCAGAAAUAAUUAAGCUACACAAAACUUGACAUGGUGGUCACGCAUGAUGCGUUUCAUUACUUUUGAAUUCUAACUGGAUAUCGGGAAUCAGGAAGAGUUUGUGCAUGUGCGUGAGCUGAUGUUCACAGCGCGUGACAACAGAUUGAUCUGUGGUUGCAAAGCAGCAAUGAAGGCCUUAUCGACGGCACCAUGCAGAGCGCGCGUUAACUGUUUGAUUGCAUUUCUCGUACCAAGCGGUGUGCAUUUAUGAGUUGUUGUCUGUUUCUGGAUUCAUUUGUCUGCCUCCUCCCGUGUGAGCUGUGCAUGAAUCCAUGGAUUUGUGGGCGGGUCCUCAUGGACUGUCUGCGUACCUCCAUGACUGUAAUGCCUGUAAUGCCUGUGUAUAUAAAUGCCUGGGCACUCACGUCAAAUUGCACACUGUAUAGAGAAUACUUAAGCAGGUCCAUUACUCACUGUCUGAAAACCAAUACUUCUGUUGAGUGUCACCAUGGAGACAAUAUGCCAUCCUCCAGAUAGUAAUCAAUGCCUCAUAGGAGAUAUGAUUUGCUUACAUAAUAUUAAAAUGUUCACCACUACUUUACCAUUUCCUGGUAAAGUAGUGCUCAGCUCUUUCCUCUGGCAACCACUGACAAAAAAACAGCCAGAGCUGAUUCUGAGUAUUUGUAUUAUUUCUGUGCAUAUUAUUUUGAGAUUAUAGUAACAUAUUGACCCAAAUGAGGCCGAACAUUGCUGAGCCAUUUGCUCUCUCAGCUCCUCCUCUGCAAAAGGCUCACUAAUGUUUUAUAAAUCCAGCGACUUUUCAACAGAAUUGCCACCAAUUAGGCUGAAGAGCUGACAGGGGACAGUACAUUAGGACACAUGUAACACUCACUUUGUUAAAGGGUUUCUUUUAAUAUCCUCACUUGUCACUUUUGGUGAAAGGUAUAAUUAAUACUGUAUGUAGCCACAUUUUCAGGCUGCACACCCUGCUUAUUAGCUGGGGGUUACACCGCCACAGGGAUCGAAAUGCAGAAAAAAUUCACAGUUUGGUUCUCCUCUGCUUUUUGUUUGAGUUCCUUUACUCUCCUGUCAGGCAGACCUUUAACUGUUGCAGCACAGUUUUGGGGUCCUAAUGAGCUAUGAGCAUGGACCCUCGAGGCUCAAACAGCAAGUGUUUUUGUGUGAGCGUGAGUGUGUGUGUGUGUGUGUGUGUGUGUGUGCAUGGCUGCAGGCUGUCUGACCUUAGAGCAGCAUGUACUGACCUGUCUGUGGUAAUGGCUCCACAGGAAGAAACUGAGAAUGCAGUUAUUUCUGUAGCACCAUGACAUCCUGCAUGUGGUUGGCACAUGCUCACAGUCCGCAGAGACAUGCAGGCAGCACACAUGCCGCUGCUGAUGGUGACAUCUGGAUAUAGUUAUCGACUCUCUGGACCUUCCGGUCACUAAUUACUGUGUUGUGUAAGGAGGCCUGCACAGACUCACAGUGUGUAUCAAGGUGUGUGUGUGUGUGUGUGAGAACAUGUGCGUAUGUGUGCUGGCUGUGACUAGGUUACUGCUGAAUGGAUUUCAUUUUAAUGGGCAUCCAUGUCCGGUUAACAAUAAAGGGUGCGUUUGAUCAUUAUACAGAGAAUCACCAGCACUAUGCUGAACACAUUAGAAAUUUGGGAAGUGAGAAGAAGAUCGGUAAAGAACAGCUGGUUAAUAAAUGGAGGAUUUAGGUUAAAAGAAAAAAAGGGUGAAAAUAUAGAUGUAAUGACAGAGAGGGGAUUAGAAAAGAGGUCAGGACUGUGAUGACUGCCAGUCUGAAUUAUAAACGAGAUGGACAGAGUGAAGCUCCUUCAUAUAACGAUUUAUUUUCAGCGAGUGCCUGAGGUGUAACUGUGUCUGCAUCAUAUUCAACCGAAAGCUUGCUCCUUCACACAUCUUGUGAAAGCAUCACUUCUCUCUGCGUGCCACUGUAACACUUAUCGUGGGCCUGCAGGUCAUUUUCACAGACAGGUUUGUCAAUUUGAGAACAACUGAGUGCUCUUUCUCACCAUGUCAACACUUCAGCCACUCCAGCCAACCACAACAGAGAUCUGUCCGCUCUGUGGUCCGCUGUAUUCAGCGACAAUGGAGGGAGAAGACGCAAAUAUUGAUACAUUUACUGCAUCUAUUGAUUUUUUGCAAUCCCAAAAAAGACAUUUUUGUAUUUUAUCAUUUUUUGCACCUCAGCUGGAGUGUUGGUGACGUUUGUCUGACUACUUCGGCUUAUGAAAUCAACUCCAAAUAUGAAGGGACAGUUAGUUCCUUAAUUGAGACACUUUAGAGUCUUUCACAAGAGCUGUACAUUUGAGACUUGAACGUGACUCAGACAGGCUUGAGGCUUUAACUGGACUUCACUGCUGUGAGACUUGCCUUACAGAACUGACUUUAAAGCAUUCAAAACAAAGUCCUUGGCAAUUCACAAGUCUGAAAGAGCCUACGCGCUGCUAUCUCCUCAGCAACAUGCUCACUUAAUGGCUUUGACAAUGAUCUUUAACAGGUAUAAGGAUUAUAUGUUCACCAUUUUAGGCCAGUUAGCAUGGUAAGAUUUGAAAAAGUAGAGCUGAGAGUUAUUGGAAUUUUUCGGUUUAGAAGGUAUUUGGUCAUAAACCAAAGCAUUGGACCAAUUAUCUUUUUGGACCCAAUGAUGGCACUCUUAAGAUAAGUGAGGGGAUCAGCAACGUUAUAACAGUUCAUCCGAAGGGGAACAUGAAAGUCUGCAUCAAAUUUCAUGGAAACACGUUCAACAGUUGUGAAGACAUUUUAUUCAAAAUAAUAAAGAAAAUGUCAACCUCAUGGUGACACAAAAGAGAAAGUCAUUGGAUCACCAAGGGUUCAUCCUCUGGGAGCCAUGAAUAUCUGUAACAAUUAUAGCAAUCCAUUCAAUGUUUGUUGAGAUAUUUUAACCUUGUGUUGGACUGAUAAACAGACCGAGAUUGCCGUCCAUAGAGCCAUGCAGGGUAAACAUAUAUAAGAAGCCGUCAGGCAGACCUUGCAUAGCCCCAUGUGUUGAAUAUUUAAUUGUUUGACCAAUGGAUUGAAUGUAAUGGUUUGAGCUUUAUAUAAAUACAAAUAUUAACAGCUUUGAAAGAAAAAUGAUCAUUUCAAUAGUCAGUUCGCAACAUGGAUCUGGAUUGAAACAUCUGAAUAUCUGGAUCUAUUUUAAAUAUUUCUGCAGGUGACUCCUCUCAGCAGUGUGUAACCACUGUUUGGUUGUCAUGGGGAAAGAGUGGGUGGACUUCACUUCCACUUCUCCGACUACCUCCAACCUGCUAUGUGCUGCUCAGUGUGAACCCUGGAAGAAGGGAGUUCAAAGCCCAUCAUCACACACGGCACAGAGAGAUGUGAAGAUGACUGAGAUGAACCUUUCUAUAAACCUUUACUUCAGGCCUCUACUUUGUAAAACACACACGCAUCAAUUCUUCAUCAUAUCUCAUCUCCAGAUGCCUUGUCUUCUUGGUGUCACACCCCCUUUCCACUCUCUUCCUGGAGGGGGUUGUUUUUGUGUCACGCAUAGCACCUAUGUAUAUCUGCUAUAGCCAGCAGCAGCAGGGACAGCAGAUGAGUACGGCCAUUGGCUUCUUCCCCUCUCACUGGCCCUCCCCUCGCCCAACACAAUGGGACCGAUUGUCCAUGCGACACACACUCACACACAGAGGGGGCUUUACUCUGGGGCUGAGUGCCGCUCCCCCGCCAUAUGCCCCAUCUCCGCUGGAAUGUGAUUAUCUUCACUCGCCAUAGAGAAGGAAUGAGGAAAGGGUAAUAGUAGAUGGAUAGCAUCUGAGGAGGCAAGACGGGAGGUUGAGUGAAAGGGCGAGUCAGUCUGUCACUGAGCGUGCAAGUGUGUGUGUGUGUGAGAGAGAGAGAGAGGGAAGGAAGGGAGGACGCAACCAAUGCAGCGAGGCAGCAGUUUAACACAAGCCUGAACCUGACAGUGCGAGAGAGAGAGAGAGAGAGAGAGAGGACAGAGAGAGGAGGGAGAGGUCUUUUCACUUCAGUGUAGCAGUGGAUUUUAAUUCUUCCACUGGACUCCACCUUGCUGCUCUCACCGGACUCAAGCUCCACUCAGGUUAGUGCCUCUCUCCUUUUUUUUUAGACCGGCUUACCAGUCAGCACCGGAGCCAUCGAGUGCACAAUGCAGCCGUGGGGGCGUUGGGUUAAAAGAGCUGGAAAUAUGGGUGGUUCAUGACCACAGAGAUGCCGAAAAUCCAUUUGCUAUGCUGCACAGACACACGUCGCCUGCUGAGGCUGAUGGUUAACAAAGAGGGGAGCACACAUCUGUGGCAGCAGUGUUUCUGUGUGUGUGUGUGUGUGUGUGUAUGUGUGAACUAUACGGUGUGUGUGUAAUAGAGAGCUGUGGGUACUCUAAGCAGUGGGAGCUGUAUUAGCUGGAGGGCACUAUUCAUUUUCUUUAAGGCGUUGUUUACUAAGCCUCUCAGCUGCAGGCUGUCUCAAGAUAUUCACAUCUGCAACUCACACACACACACACACACACACACACGCACAUGUUCGUGCAUGUAGAGGCUACUGGUGCUGAUUUCAGUUAACUGUGUUUACCAUGAUUGGCGUAAUCGACCUCAGCUAUCUACAGUGAGCUGUGGGGAAAUUUGCAAAAGUGUGUGUGUAUGUGUGUGUAUAUUGUGUCUUGGUGUUCUUGAACCGUCUGCAAACUAUGAUUUAAAGUCACCUUGUCAUUACAGCUGCAAAACAAUCGCUUGAUGAUAGACGCAACCCUGACUGCUUGUAGUCGCUGCACCCUAUCCUGCUUCCUAACAGCAUGAAAGGAAAAUUGCUUCGUAAAUUGUAGUUACAAAAUGAUAAAUUGUUGCAAUGAUAAUUCUUAUUAUCGGACAAAUAAAAGGGAAGAUUUGCCUCGUGCUUUUUUCUCUUUAGGCUCGAUAUCCCGACUCCAUCUCCCCGUCGUGUGCACUCAAUGGAAGUCAUUUGGCGAGCUAUCUCUGCAGUUGAAACCAUUAACUUUAUCUGCAGCAAUAUAUUUUCUGUAGUGCUCGUGCUUCCUCCGCUCUCUGAGCUUAGGUUCCCAUACAGGCGGGCGGUGGCAGGGGUGUUAUCCUGCUGUUAGUGCUGCGAUGGAGCCAACCGUUCAGCGGCCCGUAAACUAUGAGGCUCCUCGCUGGGUCUGUGGGAUAUCAACCGAGGGUCUUCUCCAGGAUCAAGCUGGUCCCCGCAACAAAUCCGAGAGCUCAGGUGGAAACAAAGAGAGGUUAAGAAGACGAGAGGCCUCUGUGGCUCAAAUAAAAAUCAGUGACGGGGAUUUUAAAGGGAGACUCGUCUGUAAAAGUUGUCAUGUAGUGCUGGGGUUUGGUGUUGUCAAGAUUGAUUGCUCCCCAGACUUCUCUAUCUGUCACAUUGCUAGUUUUCAUCACAGCAAAUGAAUCAAGGGCCAGUAUGUGAGCCAGUGAGCCUGGAUUGCAGCUCUACUCUAACAUGUUUUCAUAAACAGACCCUGGUGGACGUUGGCAAAAGGCAGAUUUUUAGGUUUGAUGACUUCCAACAUGUCCUUUUCAUCACCUUGCUCUUCACUCCCUGUUGGCGGAUGAAGUGGAAAUGGGAUAAAUAACUGAGUAACAGAGGUUGAAGUCUUAGCUCGCAGUAUCACUGCUCAGGGGGAAGGGAACCUAUCAUAAAGGCGGCAGGGGCCAGGUACGUGAUGUGAACAAAAAUGGGAUUAAAAAGGAGAGCGCUUGAUUCUAAAGAGAAGCUAAAAGGAGGAAGGAGUGCUAACAGCCUCAUCACAAUGAAUACUAAUGUCCACACAAACAUUACAGUCUGGUUCUAAGAACGAAAGCUCACUUCCUCACAGUAUGACUUGCAUUUAUUACCAGGUAUUUGUGUAUAAGUGUGUCUGUAAGCAAAAUAUAAAUCCCCCCCCCCUCCAGCCUAGUAUCUGAAUCAGCAACUGCAGCUUAAUCACCGUGGGAUUGAUCCUCCUCACCUUCCCUGCUUCCUUUCUCUCCCUUUACCUCUUGGAAUAGUCUGUUCAUCUUCUUUCUCCAAAUGCCAAAGUAAAAAAAUGCUGUGUCAUUUUUGCACACGCAUCACUGGUUCGGUUUGUGGCAGCCAAACAUCUGCUCAUUUUGUCCCCUCUGCGCACAGGGGUUUGUCUUUCUGCUGAGCCUCCCAUGACACAGACCAGAAAUGCUGAUACAGUUUGACACUUAAUCUCACCAGUGUCAGAUUAAAUGCUCCGUGUGCGUGUGUGUGUAUGUGUGUGUGUGUGUGUGUGUGCGUGUGUGUGUGAAUUCAGAGAAAGAGGAAAGAAGGUGACUCACUGUGAGUUUAAAUGUGGAGAGAUCAUGUCUUGAGAGAAUAUUUUUGACAAUCAUGGUGACAGAAAUGAGGAAGCAUGGAUAUAAUUUGAGUUCAAGCGUGAACUGUUAAAGAGGAAGUUUGAGUCAUUUGAAAUAUUAGUUUCUCUCUUUCUCUCUCUGCCUCAUUAGGGCCCCAAACUUGGCUGCAGGCCCGCUUUCGGGAUUGCAAUGUUUUCUGUGCAUUCCAGCUCCGCGCUGAGAAUAUGGGCACCAGUGCCUCCGGUCAGAGGGGUUCAUUCAUACCGAGUACAAUGAUCCUGUUUGAGCCACAAGUUUUUACCCACGCUGUUUGAUUGGCAUUAUAUUCAGCAUCUAUUUACUUCAUCCAUAAUGCAUUAAGUCAAAUCUGUUUAGCAUUAAUGCAUCUCUGUUGCUUGCCGUUUCCACAAAGCACUGAAAUCAAAUGAAGGAGAUAAACAAAAAGACAUUUAAGACGGAUCGAAAUGAAGAAUUAAUCAGGAGCACUUUAAUUUGAUGUGUUGAAUUAACUGAGUGUUCGGCGAGCACCAGCCCUCGUCGCUGCUGUUGCUAAACCUGUCGAGCUUUCCGUUCUCUGCAGAUGUACCACUUAAAAAUGAUUUGUGAUUUUUGAAACUACGGGCCCUUUAUUUCAGACAGAGGUAGAAAAAAAAGCAAGCUUCUCAUUUCUAUCCGGCAACUAUGUUCAACUGUCCGGAGCAGUUGCACAAGCAGAAGACGUAGAAGACACGGAAAUAAAGAAACAGCUUUGUUGUUGUUUGGCAGUGUUGAGCUAGUGAGGAACUAUGGAAUGCAACACUAUCUCGGAUAACUAGUUUGCUGGAGUUGCCCAAAUAUAAUAAAGAGCAGGACAUAGUUAAUUGCAAAUAUGUGAAAAUACUACACAGAGGUUUUUUUUUUAACGAAAAUUCAAACUGCCCAAAGUAAGAAAUUCUCCGAGGCCAACUUCUGUUGGUAGUACGCUAGUUAGCAGGCCAAGCUAUCGUGUACAGCUUACUUUAGAGCCUCAUGCAGUCUAUGGUUAGAGCAGAUAAACAUACCAUUUCUUUAUAGACAUUGUUCUGACUACAGCCCCGUGUGCAUCACUUCAACAUGUGCAAAAUGCAAAAUCUUGACAGCCCUGUCAUGCUAAGUUACCGUUGCUAAGCUAAGAUUGGACAACUGCUUUUUGGGAGAGGAGCUUAGCCGGUCAAUAUGGAUAUAGUUCUGUAACAUCACAAUUUCAGUUUUUAUUGUAUUUACUGGACAAACAGCAAAACCUUCUUAUCAUAAUCAUCCCUGCAAACAAACUGUACAACAGUUAAAAAUGACCUUUCACAAAUGCCACGUGCUGUCACUCCUCUUGUGUACAAGGCCUCGGUUGUAGCUCGAUGCCUCUUACUCGGUGCAUUAGAAUAUUAAUUCUAAGUGCAUUUCUUUGUUUUCUUUAUGUUCAGACAGCAGGAGUUGUUGCCAGCAUCAGAUGAGUAACAACAACUCACUCAUCAGCAUCGGAUUGUGAGAAUUUCUCAUGGGGUUAUUUUUGGAGAAUGGAGCUAUAUUUGAAAGUUCAUUUACUUUUGCUGAGCUGACGGAAAUUUGAAUGGUUAUUUUUGUAAACAUGUUUCCUAAAAUAAGGAUUGAAUGGAAACUCAAUUAUAGGAAGAAAUACCCUCGGGGCAUCACUUCACUGAAUUAAUACAAACACGAGAGUGCAGCUGGUGUGCUUGAGCUGACUGUGGUUUAUUGCUUUUUAUAGUGACAUUGAGAUUUCAGAUUUUUUUUACAUACAAACAGAAUACUUUUCUUUUCAGCUGGACGUACGUCGCUUCCACAUAUCUGCACUUGAUCUGAGAGACAUUUCAAAAGCAUUCGCUUCAGUCUUAUCAUGAAAGAGCACGCUGUGCGAUAAGCACUGUUGUUCAUUUGUGAACAGACUGGCCUGCUGGGGCCCACUCAGACGUGGUGAUUGGGUGGGACAGGAUAUUGAUUGACACAUUUGGGAGCUCCUGCCCAGCAGCUGUGAGCUGUUGUCCGAGGUAGACAGGCAGGUCACAGGGGGGGAGGGGGUUUGGGAGGGACUAGAAGGAGAAAGAAGGUGAUAGAGAAAGAGACAACAGGCUGGGAGAGAAAAGAAAAGAGGUGAAAGGGAGGAGGUAAGAGAGAUAGAGGAGGAGAGAAUGACUGGCCUGUCGAUGUUAUUGCGUACUCUACUUCCAACAAUCGAUCCUUUUCUCAGUGCCCAGUGAUCCCACUAUUGUGAGUCCACUAUUUCCACACUGCUGUUUGGAUCUAAAUUAUGGGAGUCUCAACUAUUUUUUUUUCUCUAACAAUUCACCCAAGGUUUCAUACCCGCUGAGAUCAGUUAUGGAACUAAAUGUGUAAAUGCGAUCUGAUAUCCACAGCACGAUUAGAUAUUCAGUUGUGGUCAACCUUCUCUGAAUGAUGAUUAUCACUGCCGUGACAGCCAAGGACCGUCCAUGUUUCUCUCCCUCUCUUUCUCUCUUUCUUUAUGUGUUCUCACUGAAGUACGGACAGGAAGUGUUUAACAGCGGGGGGCCGCUGUUCAGGUUCAGGAUCACACCACGCCCAGUCUCCCGCUUGGCCUGCCCUCAUUAGACAUGGGCCACAGAGCAUGUUCAGAUCAUGCUAAAAGCUUAUCUUCACAUGCUGAGGCAGUAUAGGGAGCAUGCUGGGCCUCAGACAGUAGAUGGACAGUCUGCACAUGAUGUUCGACAUUUUAUGUAGCACAUGUUUAAGUUGAUGGAGAAUUAUUUUCAACAAUUUUCUUACAGGCCUGAAAAGGUUUAAGUAUCCAGUAAGAAAAAAGCAAAAGUUAAAGCUGCUCUAAUCCCCAUUUUUAUGUUAACAAUGGUUCAAAUGUAAAGUGGAAAGGGGUCACUUGUAGUGACAAACCCACACAGAGUUAGUUAUGACAUACUGUGCAGUUCCCCUCAGCUCUACCGUGCAUUUUAGUGUCUUCUAACUGCUUGUUUUGGUCGCAUUAACUAUUGAUUCACUCUCAUCAAACUCAUUAACACAGACAAAGUUAGUGACCAGCUGGUGAACAUAGUGGAACAUUUAGCAGCUAAAGAUCCAGCUAUAUAGUUGGUGGAGACCAAAAAAGAGCUAUAAAGUGUGAACAUUGGACUUCUUCGCAUUGCUAACGUUGCUGCGUGUUUGCGUGAUGUGACAUUUUCCAUAUGAACUAUAUUAUAGUAUGUCAAUGUUGUGUUAGCAGCUUGUUGUGCUGCACUACUGCUUGAAAGGGACUAAAAUCAAUAUUUGUAUUUUACCAUAUGGAUCAAAUGACUAUUAGUAUGUAAAAGGUGUCCCUGUUUAUGAAGCCACAGAGAAUUACCAUCGGACUCUGCAGCUCAUUGUUUGCGUUUAAAGUGUGCCACUGUUUUUGUUCACACUUACCAAAUUUGUUUUUGGCCUCAGCUCGCAGCUGUUUCCAGGUCAAAAACAAGGCUAAAAGGAGAGCCAUACAUAUACUGUAGACUUUGCUAACUGGCUAAUUCUUUGUACAAUAGUGGAGAGUAAACUACAUCGUAUGUCCAUGCUCGCUCCAUGCGCUGGAGACUGGGGUCUCAUCUGGUUGACCACAUAAAGGCUGUACAAGGUCUUUUAAUUUUCACUCUAUUAUGUUUGUGGCAGAAAACCAUAACUCUUUUGGUAAUUGUCCAUUAUGGAGGGACAAGAGAGAAGGGAGACAGACGCAUCUGGUCUUAUUCAAUAGCCAAUCUCUUCUGUGUCAAGCAUGAAAACCUCAGACAUGUGCUCUCACACACACACACACACAGACACACAUCAUCACCAUGAACCUCAGUAUGAUUAAAGGGGUGUGACUUGGCAUAUUAAUACGUUCUUUCCUUUCCAUUAUUUAUGAGUACAUUUGAAUACUUAUCUCGAUCUAGGGCAGACAUGCAAAUGAAGCUGAGGUUAUUAGGUCCUCAUAGGCAGGAAAAGUAUGUUUCUUUUAAUUGUAAUAGUAUCUGUUUCUCAUCAUUAUAGGAUGAGAAGCGCAGACUCCCUUCUGGGAUUUAGGUAUUUUCAUUCCAGAAUCUUAUUCAUUUCUGCUGCAGUAUAUCAGGGCUUUGGAUGGGAUGAUGCAGAGAAAGUGUAAUACAGUUUGCAUGUGAGAAAAUACAGUUAGGAUGCAUUAGCAGCAGAACACAGGCAACAAAAUACUGUGGUUCAUCAUAGUAGAACAUUUGUUUAAUAAUGGGCUGUUAGACUGUUUGGCAGGGCUGCAGAUGGUUAAAUAUUAACGGCUGGUUUAUUUACAUUUUUCUGACUUCCCCAUCCACGCGUUCCUCUCCCCUCCUUUCUCCACCUUACCUCACCACUGAUUUACAGUGUUUCCACCUCCUCUUUUGGUUUCUCUCCCCUUCCCACUCCCUCCUCCUCCCACCCUGGGAUGACUUUGCCCUUGAGUGCUGGCUAACCCUUAAAACAUUAUUAUGGAAAUCAUUAAAAGUCACUGCGAACCAACAUCUUAAAGGACGACUUCUCCCUCCUCCCCUUUUCUCCCUUAGUCUCUCCCACAACUGGUGACUCUGGUUUCCGGGGAACCGGUUGGUACAGUGACGGUACAGGUACUCCAAGGGUUUGAUGGGUAAAUACAGACAUUAAGUAACCAGGCGACAGAGAAACUUGUACCUGAAGAAGGGACGUCAAUUUCCUCAUAGAUGCUAAUACAACUCGACAUUCUGAGAUGGAUAAGCGUCGUGUGACUGCCAGGAUGGCGGAAAAGCAGCUGUACUGGACAAGAGUGCUCGCAGAGAAGAAAGGCAAAGCUGACUGUUUCCAGUCCAAGAACGCUGAUGAGGCCUGCGUGGCGGUGAAAAUCGAACACUCCAGAGCUCUCGGCAGCAGCCCGGUGUGCGAGCGCAGCAACCCACCCAGUGUGCAGGCGUGUCUGAGUCGAGCGGGCGGUGGGACGACUGACAAGAGCAGGGGGGGGGUCAAUGGAAGAAGCUCUUGCUGCAGGCCCCGGCUGCUUUCUAAACCAACAGUGCCUCCAAAGCCGUCACAUCUCCAGAGCCCGGUGACGGAGGUCAAGUCCCCGCUGGGCCACAUCCAGAAAGCACCACUAAAACCGGGCAUGGAGGAGAGAGGAGGAGGAGGAGGAGGAGGAGAAGGGAGAGGAGCUGUGAACCGGGAGAAAGUCAGGGAGAAACACUCCAAAGUCUCAGACCUCAUCAACCGCUUUGAGGAGAACAGCGGCACAGAGAACAAGAGAGACAGCUCUCCGCUCAAACAGACCAGCAAGUCGUCCAACUGCAGCCCGGCUCACCGCGCCUACCAGAAGCAGACGGAGACCGCCGGCACUCAGGAGAACCACACCUCCGCACCCACCUCGCCGCAGGAUGCCCACGAACCGACGGCUAACGGGACGCUAGCUCAGAUGGAGCAGGACAAGGACAUGGUGGAUAUCCCGGAGACGAACAGUGACAGUGUGAGGAUAGAGACUGCUGAGCUGGUAAACGGUGAUUGCAGGAGCACAGAACAGACUGGUGAUCAUUCACCUCCACAAACAGACAGGACUGCUACAGAAAGCCACACUGAGAAGGAGGACAGUGGAACUGAAAUAGAAAGUGAGCAUAAGAACGAAGAAGGGAGCACCGACCACAAGGAGACAAAUGAACAGAAGCUGUUUAAGAUCGCCAGUGAGCUCUUGCACACAGAGAAGGCCUACGUAACGCGACUUAACCUGCUGGACCAGGUUUUCUGUGCUAAGCUCAUGGAGGAGGCAAAUAAAGGGACGUUCCCUGUGGACGUAGUGAAGAACAUCUUCUCCAACAUCAGCUCCAUCAAUGCCUUUCACAGCCAGUUUCUGCUUCCAGAUCUGGAGAAACGCAUGGGAGAAUGGGAGUCCACACCUCGCAUCGGAGACAUCCUGCAGAAACUCACACCCUUCCUCAAGAUGUACGCAGAGUACGUGAAGAAUUUCGAAAAUGCCAUGGAGCUGCUGAAACAGUGGACCGAUCGUUCGCCUCAAUUCAAGGCCAUCAUUCAGGAGAUACAGAGUCAAGAGGUCUGUGGCUUCCUGACGCUUCAGCACCACAUGUUGGAGCCCGUGCAGAGAGUCCCUCGCUAUGAGAUGCUGCUUAAAGACUAUCUGAAGAAGCUGCCUCAGGACGACCCUGAUCGACGAGAUUCAGAGAAAUCAUUAGAAAUUAUCGCCACAGCAGCUACUCACUCCAACAGCGCCAUUCGAAAAUCUGAGAAUCUGAAGAAACUGAUGGAGAUACACGAGAUGCUGGGUGAGGAGGAAGACAUUGUCAACCCCUCUAACGAGUUCAUCAAGGAGGGCCACAUCCUGAAGCUGGCGGCCAGGAACACCUCAGCCAUGGAGCGAUACCUCUUCCUGUUCAACAACAUGCUGUUGUACUGCGUGCCCAAAUUCAGUCUGGGGGGGACUAAGUACACGGUGAGGACGCGGAUCGGCAUCGACGGCAUGAAGGUCCUGGAAACGAGCAACGAGGACUACCCUCACACCUUCCAAGUGUCGGGGAAGGAGAGGAUGCUGGAGCUGCAGGCCAGCUCAGAGCAGGACAAGGCAGACUGGAUUAAGGCUUUCCAGGAGACCAUUGAGAUCUUCCAGCAGAAAAACGAGUCGUUCAAGAAUGCACUGAGAGAAGUGGACGAAGUGUCGAAUGCAGAGCUGGGGAAGCGUGCCCCUCGCUGGAUCCGCGACAAUGAAGUGACAAUGUGUAUGAAGUGCAGGGAGUCUUUCAAUGCUCUGACACGACGGAGGCACCACUGCAGAGCCUGCGGCUAUGUGGUGUGCUGGAAAUGUUCAGACAAUAAGGUUGCGCUUGAAUAUGAUGGCAACAAGGUGAACAAAGUCUGCAGAGACUGUCAUUCUAUCCUGAGUGGAAAAACGAGAUCCGAGGUCAAGAAGAAGGGCAUCCUGGAGAUCGAGGCGGCUCAGUUCACAGGCAGCAGCAUCAUGUGCGGCUUCCUGCAGUACUGUGAGAAGAACAAACCUUGGCAGAAGGUGUGGGGCGUUAUCCCCGAGAAGGAGAGUCUGGUGCUCUAUCUCUACGGCGCUCCGCAGGACGUGAAGGCCCAGUGUACUAUCCCCCUCCUGGGCUACAGUGUGGAUGACAGCGCUCGGCCCACAGACCCCCCUGCCAGCUUCCGCCUCUCCCAGUCCAAGUCCACCCACAACUUUGCUGCCGAUUCGGAGGAGCUCAAGCAGCGCUGGCUGAAAGUGAUUCGAGUGGCGGUGACGGGAGAGGUGCCCGAAUGCCCUCAGACCAACGGGGGCAAUGCCAACAUGACGGAAAACAACAACACACAAGAGGCGGGUACCGAUAGCUCAUAAGGGUGUGUUUUCUACAAGCCAACUGCUGCUUGGAUUGCUCGAGAAAGACGGGAUGUGCAGAUGCACACUCUCCAUGCUGUCCUUGAACCUUAAAGACAAGUGGAAAAAGAAAAUCUGUGCUGGAUAAGCUGCCCUUCCUUGCCACUCUCCUGUUUCCCAUUUGGUCUCCUGGAUUUUCUCAUAAACCCACAUAAAGAACUUCUAAUUCACUGCUAGAGCUGUGCUGGAUUACUAAAGGACGUGUCCGGUGCUAUCAACACUAGAGCAGAGGGGCCUCAGGACUGAUCAACUUCCCUCAAACAGGCUCCAUUAAGGACAGCUCAAAGUCUAUAAAGACUUUGACUCUGUGUCAGCUCCUCUUGAGCUAGUGGAUACCACAGCCGUACACAGCGCCCUAUACAGGAUGUGAAUCAAAGCGAAAGGACGGUCCGAAUUUAGUCUGCUGGUGCUGUAACGCAACUCUGCGUACCCCUGUACAGUAUAAAUGUUUCCUUUUCAAAAAGGAACAUUUGUGUUUUUAUGUACAGAAAUCAAUCCCAGACUUUGUUUUGAUAACAUAGAAAACAUCUAAGUAUGAUAUAAAGUAUUUACAGUAUGUUGGCCGUUCAUCGCUUGAGGAGAUGUUUCCAAAACUGUGAAAGGUAAUCAUGUGGUUGAAUAAUGACGGUCUCCGUCUCUCAUCCCUCAGUGAAACGUCAUCAUCUGUCUAAUGCUUUUCAAACUCUGGAUGCACAUUGGCUGAUCUGUCUGCUUUGCAAUUGGUUGCACCUGUUGUAGUGUGUAUUCUAUGAAGCAAAGGAACUAGUUUGCUAAUCAAACAAGUUUUAAAUACAGUUUAAGUUCUUUUUUAUAUUUAAUCCAGAAAAACAGUCAACAUCGAAGCUGCAGAGGCUAAGAUAUCCUCCAAGUAAAAAAAAAAAAACAAGCUUAAGCACACUGGAGCCUACAAUUCCCAUAAUGCAACUCUCCAGCAACUUACAUGAGGCCUUCCCAGCCAGUUAAAUGCUGAAGUUUUGACAGAUCUACAAAGCCUAAAUCAAGAUAACCCUGAUGACAUCAUAGUGACAUCAUCCAACUGUUUCCUCAGCUUGAGCAGCACUCUCCAUGACAAGUAAAGGUAUAAUGCCACAAAUCGCUAUGCUCUAACAAUGUGUAUUGUCAUACAUUUCCCAAAUCUAUGGCCCGGACAGUGCUGUUUGUAUUAAAAUAGCGCGCUGAAAUCGGGUGUAUUCUAUAUAGCAUAAUAACAGAUGGAUGAUAGUUGUUCAUAUGCAAAGCUGAGGAGGAUGAAAGUAAAUGCUUGACGAUCUACAGGACAUUCAUGACAUUCGAUCCAUGUAGAAGGAAGAUGAACAGGGGCCAUCAGGUUUUCUAUUUAAUGCCAACGCAGAACAAUCCGAUUAAGCAAGCUGGUGCGAGAAAUGUCAAUGUUUUUAAUGCUGUAAUUAAUUUUAUUAUUUAAAGUAAUUUAUAGAGUAUGAUGAGCAUGAUCUGUUAAAGAGUAGCACAAAUUUGUUCCCCGACUGUCAACUAAGAAGCGCAGUAGGUAGAUCUUUUCUUUCUGAGAGCAGAUGUUCCACUAACCCAUCAUCGGUUCUUCAGUGUGACAGCGACACACAUGGUUGUUUGCAGAGUUUCCCCCUGUGCUCAAUCCUUGCCCGAGUCUCACCCCUCUCAAUGCGUUCCCUCAAAUACUCAAAUAAAAAACAAGAGCACAAAACCUACCCAUCUGUAAGAUCUGAAUGUAUAUCCAGUUUUUUUUAUGCCCCCCCCCUCAAACGUUUGAGAAUCUACGCACUUUACAGUCUUAUAAAGUGUACCUUAAAAGAAAAUAAAACGAUUAAAUACUCUAUGGAGA
Anarrhichthys ocellatus (wolf-eel) is the source of this 17559-nucleotide messenger RNA. It is a transcript of the gene fgd4a, whose product is annotated as FYVE, RhoGEF and PH domain containing 4a. NCBI's taxonomy places the organism in Eukaryota, Metazoa, Chordata, Actinopteri, Perciformes, Anarhichadidae. Gene Ontology annotation, biological process: cytoskeleton organization; filopodium assembly. The transcript has 18 exons. The coding region runs from base 13083 to 15701 and encodes 872 amino acids. Gene Ontology annotation, molecular function: guanyl-nucleotide exchange factor activity; metal ion binding. The record is from RefSeq and is a predicted model, not a curated record. Gene Ontology annotation, cellular component: cytoplasm.